Zerene cesonia (dogface butterfly) is the source of this 1905-nucleotide messenger RNA. It is a transcript of the gene Gk1, whose product is annotated as glycerol kinase-like. Bases 182 to 1726 code for a protein of 514 amino acids. Gene Ontology annotation, molecular function: glycerol kinase activity. Gene Ontology annotation, cellular component: mitochondrion. Lineage: Eukaryota; Metazoa; Arthropoda; Insecta; Lepidoptera; Pieridae. The record is from RefSeq and is a predicted model, not a curated record. The transcript has 8 exons. Gene Ontology annotation, biological process: glycerol-3-phosphate biosynthetic process; triglyceride metabolic process; glycerol metabolic process.
UGUGUUUUUAAUAUAAAAUGUUAUUGUACCUAGAUCGUUGAUGCAAUUAAGAUAAAUCAAAGGACAGAGUAAGAUAAAUACAAUGUUACAUAGAUUAAAUUAUUAGUUAAUACUGUUCAAAGUGCAGUUAAGAUUAGAGAUAAUAAGUCUUCUCUUUUCUAAACAACUUUGUUUACUGGAAAUGUCGCAAUACGGGAAGUUCGGUCCUUUGGUUGGAGCGAUAGAUGAGGGAACUUCGAGCGCGCGUUUUAUUAUAUUUAAAGUGAAUUCGUGUGAAGUUGUGGCGACACAUCAAAAAGAAAUAGAACAACAUUUUCCUCAAGAAGGAUGGGUGGAACAAGAUGCAUGUGCGAUACUGAAUGUCGUAAUUACAUGUAUCAACAAAGCGGUUGAACAGUUAGUAUCGUUAGGUGGAAGUCCAAGGGACAUAAUUGCGAUUGGGGUAACCAAUCAGCGAGAAACCACAAUUGUAUGGGAUAAAUAUACGGGUAAACCUCUCCACAAUGCUAUUGUAUGGCUGGAUAUGAGAACAUCUUCAACAAUUGACAAGCUGCUUGAUUUAGUGCCAAACAAGACAAGGAACAAAAACUAUUUAAAGCCAUUAUGUGGAUUGCCAAUGUCCCCCUACUUCAGUGCAGUCAAAUUAAGAUGGUUGGCAGAUAAUGUAGAUACAGUGAAGCAAGCUUUGAAGAAUGGUUCAUGCUGCUUUGGAACUGUUGAUACCUGGAUCAUUUGGAAUUUAACAGGUGGUGUGAACGGUGGAAAACAUAUCACUGAUGUGACAAAUGCAUCAAGAACAAUGCUUAUGAACAUUGAGACGUUAAACUGGGAUCCGUUAUUGUUGAAGUUCUUUGAAGUACCGAAAUCUGUUCUGCCUCAAAUCAAGUCAAGCUCUGAAAUCUAUGGCUAUGUUUUUGAUGGACCUCUUCGAAGCAUACCCAUAUCAGGGUGUCUCGGUGACCAGCAAGCGGCAUUAGUUGGACAAUUGUGCUUGCAAAAAGGUCAAGCCAAAGCAACAUAUGGCACUGGAUGCUUUGUACUGUACAACACAGGGGAUGUGCGUGUGAAUUCUACUAAGGGCCUUCUAACGACAGUAGCUUAUCAAUUGGGAGGGAAUAACCCACCGUGCUAUGCUCUGGAGGGCUCUGUGGCAGUAGCCGGUGCGGCUCUAGGCUGGCUGAGAGACAACAUAGGCAUGCUGGAUAACGCUAAACAGUCACAGGACAUUGCUGAAAGGGCAACGGAGAACGGUAGUGUCGUUUUUGUACCGGCUUUCAGUGGCCUGUACGCGCCGUACUGGCGACAGGAUGCGAGAGGCGUCAUAUGCGGUAUAUCAGAAGACACAAAUUCCAAUCACAUUGUGAAAGCGACCUUAGAAGCAGUUUGUUUCCAAGUUAGAGACAUAUUGGAUGCUAUGAAUGAAGACUGUGGUAUACCACUGCAAUUGAUAAAGGUGGACGGCGGUAUGACGUCCAACGCGCUGCUGAUGCAAUUGCAAGCGGAUUUAAUCGGUAUCAACAUAAUAAAAGCCGGUUUUACUGAGAGCACAGCAUUGGGAGCAGCCCUAGUUGCGUAUUGGGGACUCGACCAAACCACACAAGUGUCAUCCAUCGAUAUAAAAAAUGGCGUUAUAUAUUCGCCGAGUAUUAGCGACGAUGAACGUGAUAUGAGAUAUAAGCAGUGGAAAAUGGCGGUAGAGAGGUCGCUAGGCUGGGUGCAGAAUUAGUUCAAGUGUAGCCCACAAAUUUCGACGUUGAGGUGAAUCGUAAAUGAUAUUCAGACUCAAACUCAAACUCAAACAUUUAUUCAUUCAACUAGACUUCUUAUAGAAGCACUUUUGUAUCGUCAUAUUACACAGUUAUAACAUUUACCGGUUCCGGAAGGCAGUUUCUACAGAGAAAAGCC